AUGAAGAUUGAAGACGUUGAAGUCAAAGACAAUGAAGAUACCAGCCUGUCUGUGAGGUACACUACUAAGAUGAUAGGUGAACAUGAACUCUCAAUAACAGCUUAUAAAACACAUGUACUUGGUUCACCUGUUAAGAUUAAUGUGAUUCCUAAAAAAGGGUUUUUACGUAAAUUUGGAGAAAAUGGUUUAGCAGUAGGGCAGCUACGUAAUCCACAUGGGGUAAUUAUAACCAGGAAUAGAAAUGUAUUGGUGUGUGAUACAGGAAAUAAUAGAUUACAAAUAUUCACAUUAGAUGGCAAUCAUCUAAAAUCAAUUAAAUUCACAAAUUUUGCCAAACCAUUCACUCCGCAUUAUUCAGCAAUAUCAGAUGAUGGUUACAUAUUCACUACAGAUCACAAUAACAAACAGGUUGUUGUGUGUGAUGAGAACGGGAAAUUGAUAAGAGUGUUUGGCAGUAAGGAAUUACAGUCCCCAUAUGGGGUUGCAAUUAGUCCGAUUAAUGGUAAUGUCUAUGUUACUGACUUUCGAUCUCAUUGUGUGAGAAUUUACAGUGAACUUGGGGUUUAUAUGACGUCAUUCGGGAGUAGUGGUACCGGGGAUUCCCAGUUCAAUAAGCCGUGGGAUAUUGCUAUUGGUAACACAGGUAAUAUUAUAGUGUCUGACUAUAGCAACAAUCGUAUCCAGGUGUUUGACAACAACUGCAGAUUAUUACAUGUAUUUGGGUGUCAAGGGAACAAGGAGGGGGAGAUGAAUGGCCCCAUGGGUGUAGCUACAGAUACAGAUGGAUGUGUGUAUAUAUGCGACUAUAGUAACAAAAGAGUUCAGAAAUUUGACCCACAAGGCAAGUUCAUUGCACGGAUUGACAACAUUGAAGAUGAUGUUAGUAGUCAUAGAGGAAUAUACGUCACUGAUGAUAAACCAUUUGGUAAAGUAGUCGUCAUAGAGUGGGGUCGGUGUUGUGUAAAAGAAGGUGACGACAGAACACAGUACAAGUCUGCUUUAGAUUUAACGGAAGAAAAGGGAUGGGAUGACCUGUACGAAUUGAUAGAAAGAACGUCAUUAGCAAACAAGACAGACACGGGUGAAUCGCUAUUAAUGCGAGAAAUACGACAUGGGCACAGGGAAAUGAGUGAAUUGUUGAUCAGUCAAGAAAUCGAUGUUGUAUAUGUGCUAGUUGUAAAAAUACUCCCAAAGGUGGAUAAAU
Molecule: messenger RNA, 1204 nt
Organism: Saccoglossus kowalevskii
Lineage: Eukaryota; Metazoa; Hemichordata; Enteropneusta; Harrimaniidae
Product: tripartite motif-containing protein 2-like
Source: RefSeq, a predicted model, not a curated record